Molecule: messenger RNA, 657 nt
Organism: Sphenostylis stenocarpa
Lineage: Eukaryota; Viridiplantae; Streptophyta; Magnoliopsida; Fabales; Fabaceae
Source: the annotation of a GenBank genome assembly
AUGGCCCCGCGGCAGGAGAGCUGCUGCACGCGCUGCCUCACGUUCCUAAUAACCAUAGGCCUCACGGCGCUGUUCCUGUGGUUGAGUAUGCGCGUGGACGAACCCCGAUUCUACCUCGACAGAAUUUACGUUCCUGCCCUCAACAAAACCCUAAAGCCCUCUCCCGAAAACACCACCAUCCUCUUCGACCUCGAACUCGUCAACAGGAACAAGGACAGCGGAAUCCGAUACGACGAAGUUCACCUCUCGUUCAAGGUCUUCGUCAGCGUCAACGCCACGCGCCCCCUGGCGAACGCCACUGUGGAGGGCUUCUACCAGGGCCACAAGAAGAACGCCCUCAAGCACGGCUCACUCAACGGCGGCCGUAACCUCACCACGGCGGUUGCUGGGAAGGUGGUGUACCGCGUGGACUUCACCACGUCGGUGAAGUACAAGAUUGUUUGGUGGUACACGAAACGGCACCCUCUGUGGGGAGGGGCAAAUGUGGAAAUGAACGAUUCCGGGUUAAAAGUGUAUGGAAAACCCGUCAGGCUUGGCGGUAAAAUCCCGGAGGUGAUCCAGUCCGGCGCACCCGAACUCCGUGGAUGCUAUCCUGCGCUUCUCACUUUUUGUGUUCCUGCUUUUGUUCUUCUGCUUAAUGUUCGUGGGCUUAGUUGA